AUGUCCGUCGAUAUCGAGCCUACCGAGCUGAGCUUCAAGCGGCCCUUCACCGUCGAAGUCUCUCAGAUCCUGCGGAUCAAGAACCCGAACCAAUCUCCCAUUGCCUUUAAGGUCAAAACCACCGCACCUAAGCAGUACUGCGUUCGCCCCAACUCGGGUCGUGUUGAGCCUGGCCAAGAUGUGGAGGUUACUGUUCUCCUCCAGGCCAUGAAGGCGGAACCCCCCAUGGAUGCGAAGUGCCGCGACAAGUUCCUGGUCCAAUCCGUUCCCAUCACUGCCGACAAGGAGUUCGCUAGCAUUGCCAACAUCCUUGAUCAGACAGACAAGGCGUCUAUGACGGAGAGGAAGAUUCGUGUCAACUGGCUCGCCGCUGAGGACCAGUCGCCGAACGGACAGGGCGCUUCUGGCGUCGCUUCCACUCCCAACCGUCACUCCGUUGUGAAUGGCGAUCACACUCCCGACGUCUCGCGCGUCUACUCCUCCCCCAGCCAGGAGACCGAAGCUGCAAGCCCUAGCGCUGGGCAGCCCACGAGCCCCGAAGUGAAGGACGACGCCGUUUCCGAGAAGGCCGUUUCGACGGUCAGCGCCGCCAGCAACAUCGUCACCAGCACAGCCCAGGUCACCUACGAUGAACUCAAGCAGAAGCUCCAGCAGGCCGAGGCCAAGAUUGCCGGCCUCCAAGACACCAGCGGUCUCCGCCAACGUGUGAAGACCGAGACCGAGAAGCUGCCCAGCCCGCAGCAGGCUGCUGCGGCUGUGCGACAGGGAGCGGAGGGUGUCCCGGUGCAGAUGGUCGCGAUUCUUUGCUUGGUCAGCUUCUUGCUCGCCUACUUCUUUUUCUAA
Messenger RNA from Colletotrichum karsti, 843 nucleotides. Its product is annotated as integral er membrane protein. Bases 1 to 843 code for a protein of 280 amino acids. The record is from RefSeq and is a predicted model, not a curated record. Gene Ontology annotation, cellular component: endoplasmic reticulum membrane; plasma membrane. The transcript has 7 exons. Gene Ontology annotation, molecular function: FFAT motif binding. NCBI's taxonomy places the organism in Eukaryota, Fungi, Ascomycota, Sordariomycetes, Glomerellales, Glomerellaceae. Gene Ontology annotation, biological process: endoplasmic reticulum membrane organization.